Messenger RNA from Cyclopterus lumpus (lumpfish), 1341 nucleotides. It is a transcript of the gene dnajc24, whose product is annotated as DnaJ (Hsp40) homolog, subfamily C, member 24. The record is from RefSeq and is a predicted model, not a curated record. Lineage: Eukaryota; Metazoa; Chordata; Actinopteri; Perciformes; Cyclopteridae. The transcript is spliced from 5 exons. Gene Ontology annotation, biological process: positive regulation of ATP-dependent activity. The coding region runs from base 123 to 647 and encodes 174 amino acids. Gene Ontology annotation, molecular function: ferrous iron binding; ATPase activator activity.
CAGGCUGCCGGCGGACCAAAAAUAGAAACAGCCUUUUCUUCAGGGGGACACAUAACAUGGUGGGACACUAACAUGUCGUCUCUCAGGUGACAGCCUCGUUUUGAAGCGUUGUGUUGGAGCAGAUGUGUGAAGCAGCGGAGAAGGACCUGUACGCUGUCCUAGGAUCCAGCCCCUCAGACUCAGUCCAGCAGCUCAGACACAGGUACCAGCAGCUGGCCUUGCAGUACCACCCAGACCGUCUUGGAGGUGGCAGUUCUUCAGAAGCAGAGUUUGGCGUGAAGAAGUUUCUAGAAGUGGAUGCCGCGUGGAGGAUCCUGAGUGACCAGAGCACCAGGAGACAGUAUGACCUGGAGAGGAGAGAACAGGAACUGAAACAGGAUUGGCCGGUGGAUUCUACAGUCCAUCUGGAGGACAUGACCUGGGACCAGGAUGAGCGAGUGUACACGUACUGCUGUCGCUGCGGGGGAGGAUUCAACGUCUCGGAGGAGGAGGUGGAGGAGGAGGAGAUGCAGAGGAGGCGGCAGGGCGAUGAAGAGGAGGAAGAGCACAGAGAAGUGGUGGUCUGCUGUGACACGUGCUCCCUCAGUGUGUGCGUCACAUGGCCCUUACACAGAAAGACUCGAGCGUUAGAAAGAAAGCAAAGGUGAAAUAAUACCAUGACCCUUGUGCACAUCCUGCCCCAUCGCUACUGCACAUGUGCAAACUGCUAUUACACACGUGUGCUUAAACACUCCUUUUCCCGGAGAACGCUACAUUGUGAACAACAAACCGGCAGGAGGAGAGCUAGUUAGCGUUAGCUGCUAGUGGGCGCCAGAGCCCUGCUCGGCUAAAUAACGGCUAACGUUGGGAGGUUGCAUUGGGUUACAUUAUGAUGCGUUCAAGCUCUAUUUAGUAAAAAUGUGUAUAUGGCCAAGAUUGGCUAUGAAACUAUCAUUAUGUAUUCAAAUGUAUUGUUAAGAAACUCCAGUUAAAAGGAGAUGUUUUCAAAGACAUAUAAAAUGGAUAUUUGAGAGGAAUUAUGACUUGUUUAACUUUUUUUAAUUGAAUUUAGUAUUGUCCAGUUCAGGCUUGUUCAGGUAUCGGAAAGUUAAAAGAAAUGGAACAUCUCUUUGAACACACAUUUCACUUAUUGAUCUUGAAUUAAGUGCACGUGGAUAACGGUGAUCAUUUGAUACUUUUAGUUAAAUUUAUAUCUUUUGCAGUAUACAAAAGUUAAUUAGAAUUGUGUUGUUUUAUGUUAUGGUAUUAUUUCAUUGUAUAAUUUCUAAUGUUUGGGCAUUUAAAUCAUAAAAUUAGGUUGUGAUAAAUACAAUAUCAAUAAAAUAUAUUUUUAUAUUGGUG